Messenger RNA from Mesocestoides corti, 252 nucleotides. NCBI's taxonomy places the organism in Eukaryota, Metazoa, Platyhelminthes, Cestoda, Cyclophyllidea, Mesocestoididae. The record is from the annotation of a GenBank genome assembly.
AUGACCUUUCUCGAUAGCGCUGGCGCCGACGCCUCUACCACCCCCUCCCCUCCUGUUUGCACCUCCUACAUGACGGGUGGGAACGUGUUGGCGUAUAAUCCACCUCGUAAACACACCAUCGAGGGUGGACGAUCAUGGUGGGAAUUUUGCGGUGGUCGUUUACGUGGUGGUUCUGACUUGUGCAGAGAUGAUGAAGAUGCUUUGAUCGAUUUAUCUGUGACAACGAGUCAAUGCGCGAUGGCCAACGAAUGA